This is a messenger RNA of Pyrus x bretschneideri (Chinese white pear), 904 nucleotides long. RefSeq names its product protein disulfide-isomerase SCO2. The record is from RefSeq and is a predicted model, not a curated record. Bases 135 to 695 code for a protein of 186 amino acids. Lineage: Eukaryota; Viridiplantae; Streptophyta; Magnoliopsida; Rosales; Rosaceae. The transcript has 3 exons.
CCGCAAGUUAGUGUGCCUUGCUGUUGCCGCGCGCGCGGCAUUGGUGAUCUAUAUGAACAAACCUCCCUCCAACUCAUAGCCUUUCUUUCUCUCUGUCGCUCCUCUGACUCCUGAGCCCCUCACCAUUUCUUGGAAUGUUGGCUACAAACCCUAGCCUCUUCUUCCCCACCAAACCCUCACCCCUCCGCUGCCGCGCCGCCACCGGCGACCUCCAUCGGGGCCCCACAUUCCCCCGCCUAAUCCAAUUCCCCUCCACCGCUGUCGACGCGUCUUCUGUCGGCGUCCGAAUUGGCCAAGAUUCUGACCUCGAGGGCGGUAGCAGCGGGAGUUCUGGUGUUAAGGUGAACGCCAAGGAGAGGAAAUGGUCACGCGAUAGAGAGAGCUAUUUGUUCGACAACGGCGACGCCCUCCCUCUCCCGAUGACUUAUCCCAAUACGUCGCCCGUCUCGGCGGAGGAGAUUGACCGCAGGCUCCGAUGCGAUCCUGUAGUUGAGGAUUGCAAGGAAGUUGUGUAUGAAUGGACAGGAAAGUGCAAUAGUUGCCAAGGCUCAGGAUUUGUAAGUUAUUACAACAAAAGAGGAAAGGAGACAGUCUGCAAAUGCAUACCCUGCCAAGGAAUCGGAUACGUACAGAAGAUAACAGCUCGCAAGGACAUUGAAGUGAUGGUGGAUUUGGAUAAUGGAAAACCGCCAUGAGCUAAACAUAGUUAUUUCUUAUUAAUUUUUUUGUAUAUCGGGAAAUAUUUUACGAUUAGUUUGGUGAGUUCUGUUAUAACUCCCUUUGAGUACUUAUUUAUAAAUUUCAAAUAAAAAAUAAAACCAAUCUUCAAGGGGAGAUUGUAGUUGCUUAGCCUUUGUAAAGAAUGUAUUCCUUUCUUAUCUAUUCUUAGCUUUUUUCUGCCAUU